This is a messenger RNA of Sesamum indicum (sesame), 1685 nucleotides long. Its product is annotated as Zn-dependent exopeptidases superfamily protein. NCBI's taxonomy places the organism in Eukaryota, Viridiplantae, Streptophyta, Magnoliopsida, Lamiales, Pedaliaceae. Gene Ontology annotation, biological process: proteolysis. The record is from RefSeq and is a predicted model, not a curated record. Gene Ontology annotation, molecular function: aminopeptidase activity; zinc ion binding.
UAUCGUGCAGCGUCAGCUUGAGCUAAGAGAAAAUGGCGGCCCUAGCUCGGUUUCAUCUUCUCCAGCCAUCUCCAAUCCUCAGACCAUCUGCACUCUUACCCAAGUUUCCUCAUGCUUCACGUUUGCUCACUAUCCACACAAGUUACAGCACUAAUCUCCGCCGCAAUGGCGCCGGUUCCGGCGGCCGUAAACUCUCCAUCACUCCACCACUUUGCUCUAAAUCCGAGAACAGUAGUUCAAAUACUGAAUCGAGCCAAUCAAUAGUCGGUGACCUUCUGGAUUACCUCAAUGAGUCCUGGACUCAGUUUCAUGCUACUGCUGAAGCAAAACGACAACUGCUUGCUGCUGGAUUUCAUUUGCUUAAUGAGAAUGAAGAGUGGGAACUAAAGCCUGGUGGUUGCUAUUUUUUUACUCGGAACAUGUCUUCUUUAGUUGCCUUUGCCAUUGGUGAAAAGUAUUCCCUUGGCAACGGUUUUCAUGUGAUCGCUGCACAUACAGAUAGCCCAUGUCUUAAACUGAAGCCAAAGUCUGCAUCAUCUAAAUCUGGCUAUCUAAUGGUCAAUGUACAAACUUAUGGUGGUGGUUUAUGGCAUACUUGGUUUGACAGAGACCUAAGCCUCGCUGGAAGAGUUAUUGUUAGGGCUGAUAAUGGUUCCUUCUCUCAUAAGCUGGUCAAGAUAAAGAGACCUUUAUUAAGAGUACCUUCACUUGCUAUUCAUCUCAAUAGGACUGUAAAUACAGAUGGGUUUAAGCCGAACCUUGAGACUCAUCUCAUCCCUCUUUUGGCAACGGAAGCUGACAAAGAAUCUGCCGAGACCAAUGACAAAACUAGUGCAUCAUCUUCAAAAGACGCUCAUCACCCGCUGCUCAUGCAGAUCUUGUCAGAUGAACUGGGCUGUAAGGUUGAAGAUAUUGCCAGUGUUGAAUUGAAUGUCUGUGAUACUCAAGCCAGCUGCCUUGGAGGUGCUAAUGAUGAGUUCAUAUUUUCUGGAAGAUUGGAUAAUCUGGCUUCAAGUUUUUGUGCAUUGAGAGCUCUUGUUGAUGCUUGUGCUUCACCUGAAGAUUUAGCAAAUGAGCAUGCAGUUCGAAUGGUUGCUUUAUUUGACAACGAGGAGGUUGGUUCAGAUUCAUACCAGGGAGCAGGUGCCCCAACUAUGUUUGAGGCCAUGAGACGAAUAAGUGCCUCUCUAGGUCAACAGUCGGUUGGGGAAUGUGGCUUUGCACGGGCAAUACGUCAUUCUUUUCUUGUGUCCGCUGACAUGGCUCAUGGAGUCCACCCCAAUUUUAUGGAUAAGCAUGAAGAAAAUCAUCGGCCAGUGUUGCAAAAAGGGCUUGUCAUAAAGCAUAAUGCAAACCAACGUUAUGCUACAAGUGGAGUCACAUCUUUCCUUUUCAAAGAAGUUGCUAAAAUUCAUAAUCUUCCCAUUCAGGAAUUUGUUGUGAGAAAUGAUAUGGGAUGCGGAUCAACGAUAGGUCCAAUACUGGCUUCAGGAGUUGGAAUUCGUACAGUUGAUUGUGGCAUAGCUCAGCUAUCUAUGCACAGUGUGAGGGAAAUAUGCGGAAAAGAGGAUGUGGACAUUGCUUACAAGCAUUUCAAGGCAUUUUAUAAAACGUUCUCAAGCAUUGACAAAAAGCUGAAUGUUGAUUUCUAGCUUCUCAAUGCAGAAAGAUUUUAAGGCAUUCAG